Guillardia theta CCMP2712 is the source of this 1209-nucleotide messenger RNA. RefSeq lists its product as hypothetical. The transcript is spliced from 18 exons. Gene Ontology annotation, biological process: nucleoside metabolic process. Gene Ontology annotation, molecular function: S-methyl-5-thioadenosine phosphorylase activity. NCBI's taxonomy places the organism in Eukaryota, Cryptophyceae, Pyrenomonadales, Geminigeraceae. The record is from RefSeq and is a predicted model, not a curated record. Gene Ontology annotation, cellular component: cytosol. Bases 1 to 1209 code for a protein of 402 amino acids.
AUGCAAACGCCUGCGUAUCCUCCUCUCCCCGACGAUCUCGUGUCGAAGCCCAAGUAUGCAGUGAUCGGAGGGUCUGGAGUGACAGUUGCAGGAGAGGAGAGGUUCUCCUUCAAGACCUCUCUGGGAUGGGAGAAGAGAGUUCUGUUUGUCAAUCGUCAUCUCUGCACGAGCUGGGAUGAGUCGGGGAAGGCGACAUACGCCCCCCCGCACGUCGUCGACUUCCAUGUCAUUCUCUACGGGCUCAAGAAGCUGAACGUCAAAGGUGUCUGUGCCAUCGGGUCGACUGGGUCCCUCCGUCCCAAGACGAGAGUCGUUGAUGUCUCGUUUUCAGCUCCCGUCACCUUCUGGGGAAAGAUUCCCAUGGGCACAUUCCAGCCAUCGGGGGUUGAAGAAGGAAAGAUUCAUUUCGCUCCGGCCUCCAAGGAUGACAGCGAUUGGGUCAACAUGCGUUCGUGGGUUCAGAAGGUUCUCGCUCCUGUUCUGAAAGAGCAUCAAGGAAAGAUCAAGAUGGCUGAGGGACAAGAGGAGAAGAACUGGCCGUCGGUGUUUGGUUGCGAAGUUGGAGUUGACGUGAAGCUCUCUUACGUCCAGACUUGCGGCCCGAGGUUUGAGACCAGAUCUGAGAUCCAGACUUAUGCUACACUGGGGCACAUUGUUGGGAUGACGUGCGCGUCGGAAUGGACACUAGCGCAGGAGCUCUGUCUGCCGUACGUCCUCGUGUGUGCGGUAGACAACAGCGCCAACGGCCUGAGCCUCCACCCCGGGGGUCCCGUGCAGGAAUAUCUGGACCACAAGGGAGACAUCGCUGAGGUCAGGAGAGGAAGAGAGGAGGAGAGGGGGAAGUGGAGGAGAGAUGCUGGAGCAGGAGGAGAAAGUGGAGUCUUGUUCGUCUCCAGUCUCUUCCCGGUGGAGGGUGACGAUCUACAGGCCUGGGAGCUGGAGGGCCCGAUGGAAAAUGGUGAGGAGGGAAAUGACCGAGAGUUGAAGAGUGUGCUUGCUGGAGAUCAAAGAGAUGGUGCAUUCAGCCUCGAUAUCUUGUUGCGAGGAGAGUGUGUUAGAAACAAGAAAGGAAGUAAGGAACAAGUACAAGUGUUGAUCAGAAAGGAAGCUCAUCAGUUUCUCCUCCUCCUUCCCCGUCAUCUGCGGCAUGCUUCCUGCAUCGGCGACAACGAAUCGACCGGGACGUACCAUGCUCCUGGGGGAGGAUGA